Molecule: messenger RNA, 378 nt
Organism: Ylistrum balloti
Lineage: Eukaryota; Metazoa; Mollusca; Bivalvia; Pectinida; Pectinidae
Product: LITAF domain-containing protein-like
Exons: 3
Coding region: 1-378 (125 amino acids)
Molecular function (GO): zinc ion binding
Source: RefSeq, a predicted model, not a curated record
AUGGCACAGACACAACCCUACCCUGGCAUGCAGCAACAGGUUGGAUAUAACCCAGGCAUGCAGCAAAAACAGAUAGUGCAGCCGGUCGGACAGCCAGGUAUGAUGGUGGUGACAACUGCGCCCCAGCAGUCACUUCCGAUCGUCAAAUCCUUCCGCGACACGCCACAGAGAAUGCAGUGCCCAAACUGUAGCCAGGACAUCGUCACUGUGAUGACCUUCGUACCAGGGGUUAACACGGUCGUCUGUUGCCUCAUCAUUGCUCUUCUUGGGGGUGUUCUGGGCUGUUUCAUUAUCCCAUUCUUCAUGGACAGUUGUAAGGAUGUCAUCCACAAUUGUCCUAAUUGCCGAACAAAGCUUGGACGCUAUACCAAAAUGUAA